GUUAAAGGUUUCGCAAAUUCGUUGUCGGCGAGCGGUUUACGAGAACAAUCGGAGCUUGACGCGUUCGAAAACUACAAAAGCCGAACUAAUUAAAAGGGAAUCAGUCGUGGAACCGUUAACACCGACUGAAAAUUCAGAUCGAGUUGGACUCAUCGCUAGGCCGCACGACGACUGGCCGGCCAAUGACGCGUCUCCUGCACCACCAUAGCGACGCAAAUCAAAUAUUAAUCGUGCAAUUAGCGCCGAUUGUACUUUAAUCGGUGUUGCUUUUUUAACCCCCUUUCCAUUACAUGCCCACCCUACUGGUUCCCCUACCUCUACCCCUCCCCCUCCUAUUACAAACUUCUCUUUAUCCUUCUCCCUCUAACUAUGCAUGCUUUUCUUCGAACCUUGCAAGCUUGCAAAACGUUUGACAUCGUUGCAACCAAACGCAUCCGACAAAAUAUUCGACUCGAUAUGACAUAUAUAUACUAUACAUCUAUAUUUGUGUUUGUGUAUAAUUCGUAGAAUGUACAUGCGUGAUAGAAGAACAGGAUACGCCUCGUCACCUCCAUUAAUAUCAAAUUAUAAGCAAAUUGCAUGAGCUAACGGAACAAUGCAUCAAAAUAUGAAAACUCUAACUCUCAAAUAGUAUGCAAUUUUCCUUACAAGUCUUGUCUAAUAAUUUUAAAAAAGAAAUAAAACAAUAACAGCUUAAUAACGAACACCAAAUCGUUUGAAAUUUUUCUUAUAUUUUACGGCAAAAUUGAAAUCAUUUAAAAUUGCUCCCCAGCUAAUCUGAUCUAAUUACUAAAAAAUGAACAAUCUCCAAAAGUAAUGAUAAAAAUAUGAAGAAAAUUAAUGCAUACAAAUGAAUAACGUGCAGGCAAUGGUAAGCAGGGCCGUUACUAUGGGGGCGGUGCCAGGUGCCGCCGGAGUUUCCGGUGAGGCUGGUUUGGCCGGUGUACCUAGACUUUUGGAAGAUUUAGCAAGACUAUCCGAGGACAAGGACACUGCUGACAUCGUAUUCCUUUUGGGUAGAGACGAGACGCCGGUUUAUGCGCACAGAAUCAUACUACAAGCAAGGUGCAAGAAUUUCGCAGCCGCUAAAAGGAUUGGCACGCCUGGAAACCCGACACCCGUUAGAAUGCCACACGCUCAUCCGGAAACCUUCAGGCAGUUCAUUCAUUACAUCUAUACCGGCAAAAUCAUGCUACAAGAUAGUGGAAUAUUCGAGAUGUUAGGUCUUGCUCAAGAACUCGGUGUCGAGGAACUUUGGAGGAGUUGCGAGGAACACGUAUCGGCCACACUAAGUCCUGGAAAUGCAUGUGCCCUUUUGACCGCAGCUUUGGAUGCCCAGGAACGAGUACCAGGUGGGAAAGGUGCUUGUUCAUCCUUUAUCGAGAGAUGUUUUGCAUUUAUCGGAGAAAAUGCAGUGGAUACGGUAAAAACAACAGCAUUUUGUAAUCUUCCAAAAGAUGCCCUUGUCAAAUUGAUAUCUUCUGACUAUCUUGGCUUAGAAGAGGAAGAUGUAUGGAGAGCAGUAUUGAACUGGGCCAAGUAUCAGGCAGGGGUGACGCAGCCUACACAACAUUGGACCGAAGAGGAACGAGUGAGGGUCUGCCAACAUUUGUCCGGAGUAAUAAAUCAUGUUCGUCUACUACUCAUCGAUAGCCAGGUCUUUGCGGAAGAAGUUGAACCAACUGGAGCUGUACCAAUUGAAUUAUCUUUGGAAAGAUACAGAUAUGCAGCACUACCAAGCAAGUAUGCAGAAAUUUGUUCGGAUAAGAGAUUACAACCGAGAGUAAGUCCUUUUCUAUUUCCUGGAUCACAAAUUCUAUCAAGAGACAAGAUAGGAUAUCAACGAUUAUUGAAUCAGUGGUAUGGUUCACCUAAACAAAGUUGGCGUUUGAUUUAUAGAGCUUCUGGUCAUGGCUAUUCUGCAACCUCUUUUCAUCGUCAUUGUGAUGGUAUUUCUCCAACAUAUGUAAUAGCAUUAGGAACACGUGGAGAAAUAUGCGGUGGAUUUAGUGACGCACCAUGGGGUAAAACUAACGCUAAAGGACACUAUAUUUCAUCGGAAAAAGCUUUUCUAUUUACAUUAACUAAUAAUCAGGAUAUACCUCCAACCAAAUAUGAAAUUGUUAAAAAGCCCUUUGCUAUCUAUUAUCAUCCUGACAUAGGACCCAUAUUCGGUGCAGGUGCAGAUCUAUUAAUAUCCAGUAACUGUAACGUAAACAUGGAAAGUUACAGUAAUCUUCCUCACAGUUAUGAUGGAGAAAAUGCUUCGAACACAAUACUCAUGGGAGAUUAUCAUUUUUCUGUAGUAGAUUAUGAGGUCUUUACACCUAGCCAUCAUACCCCUAAAUCGAAUCACUGAUAAUUCGUACGAUAUUUUGAAACAUAGUACAAUAUUGUAAAUACUCUGAUUUACAUGCUCUCUUAUACAGACUGAGAUUAUUUUAUACACGUAAUGUAGUUUAAUAUUUUUCAAUCAUAGUACGUUAAUGAAAUAUCUAUCGGGAUAUCAAAUACAAUUAUAAUUCUAUAUUUUAUACGAUAACUAAUAGAACAAAUUGUAUAA
This is a messenger RNA of Polistes dominula (European paper wasp), 2563 nucleotides long. RefSeq lists its product as uncharacterized. NCBI's taxonomy places the organism in Eukaryota, Metazoa, Arthropoda, Insecta, Hymenoptera, Vespidae. The record is from RefSeq and is a predicted model, not a curated record. Gene Ontology annotation, molecular function: protein binding.